Messenger RNA from Agrilus planipennis (emerald ash borer), 1760 nucleotides. It is a transcript of the gene Orc1, whose product is annotated as origin recognition complex subunit 1. Gene Ontology annotation, cellular component: nuclear origin of replication recognition complex. The transcript is spliced from 7 exons. The coding region runs from base 128 to 1723 and encodes 531 amino acids. NCBI's taxonomy places the organism in Eukaryota, Metazoa, Arthropoda, Insecta, Coleoptera, Buprestidae. Gene Ontology annotation, molecular function: DNA replication origin binding; ATP binding; ATP hydrolysis activity. The record is from RefSeq and is a predicted model, not a curated record. Gene Ontology annotation, biological process: DNA replication initiation; mitotic DNA replication checkpoint signaling.
AUGAUUAGAUAUAAUAUUAUAUCAUAUCUAUUAAUUAACCCAACUUUUUUGACAUUCCUUCAAAUGAUUUCCCGCACAAUUUUCGGUAUUUACAUUCCAAAAUCAAACGGCUCUUUUUAAAUUGAAAAUGAGUGAUUUAAGUUCAAGUGAUAACUGCGUAAAUUCACCGCAGUUUAAAGUGUCUCCCAUCGUAACUAGAAGUCGAAAAAGUUCAUUAGUCGUUAAGGUGUCUUCUUCUGUUAAAGUUCCUUCAAACUUUUUAUCUGACGAUUCUGAAAAUGAAAAUUCCCCUUCGAGAACAUCUCGAACAUCACAUUUUACAGCCAAAAAAGAAAUUAAAUAUCACAAUAGACGACUAAAGACAUCAUCAGAUUCUUCCUCUGAAAGGGAGCACACAAACGGGUACUGUGGCCAGGAAAAGAAGUUGAAAGUGGAAAUAACACCAACUAAAGAUUUAUAUAAACCAGUCAAAACAUUUUCACCUAAUGCUAAAAUGAAAAAGACACUGUCAAAAGAUUUCACUGCAUAUUGUACUCCUGAGAAGCUUUGUAUUAAAGCAAAUCGCAAUAAUUCGCCCAGAACGAAGCUUUCAGUAGCACUAGAGAAAAUAACAAUAGGAAAUACUAGAAGGUCUAUUUUAAAAAAGGGCUCAUAUAAUUCAACUCCUAAAAAAGCUGUAACAUAUACACAUUUGUCAGAUGAUGAAAACCUACCACCAAAGAUCACCCCUAAACGUAACACAUCAAAAAACAUUUCUAGAAAAGGUAUUCUAACACCUUCAAUGCAUAAUAGAACAAAGACAGUUAUAAAAGGACGGGAUUCGUUAUCUACAGCUUGCAGUCAAUUACAUGUCUCCUAUGUACCUGAUAGUUUGCCAUGCAGAGAGAAAGAAUACUCCAAUAUUUUUAAUUUUCUUCAGGGAAAACUUGUUGAUGAAAUUGGAGGCUGUAUGUAUAUAUCUGGAGUUCCUGGUACUGGUAAAACAGCAACAGUUACUGAAGUUAUUAAACAUUUACAACAGUCUUCAUCAAAAGGAAGUUCUCCUACUUUUUCAUAUGUGAGCAUCAAUGGAAUGAAACUUAGUGAACCAAGACAGGCAUAUGUAGAAAUACUGAAACAACUUGAUGGGAAAAGUAUGAGAUGGGAACAAGCACAAACUACACUAGAAAAUAAAUUUUCAAGAAGCUCGAAGAAAAUGAAUCCUACUAUAUUAGUAGUUGAUGAAUUGGAUAUUUUAUGUACCAAAAGACAAGAUGUAGUAUAUAAUUUGUUGGAUUGGCCAACUAAGUCUCAUGCUCAACUAAUUGUAAUUACAAUUGCCAAUACAAUGGAUUUACCUGAAAGGCUUCUUAUGAGCAGAGUAACAAGCAGAUUAGGUUUAACAAGACUAACUUUUCAACCCUACAAUUUCAAGCAAUUGCAAGAAAUUAUAACUAAAAGACUUUUAGGUACAAAUAUUUUUAACCCAGAUGCUGUACAAUUGGUUGCCAGAAAAGUAGCUUCUGUGUCAGGUGAUGCCAGAAGAGCAUUAGAUAUAUGUAGAAGGGCAGUUGAAAUUGCUCAACAAGAAGGGCCGGAGACUUUAGUCGGUAUGAGACACGUUACAGCAGCCCUAAGCGCGAUGAUUACGCAACCCAAAAUCCAAGCUAUUUCACAUUGUUCUCAAUUGGAAAAAAUUCUAUUACAAUCGGUUGUAGCUGAGGUAAGGCACAGAAUGAUUUGAGACGCCCUUUAAUAUUAUUAAAUAGUUAAUUGAUAUA